Phytophthora infestans T30-4 is the source of this 426-nucleotide messenger RNA. RefSeq lists its product as uncharacterized. The coding region runs from base 1 to 426 and encodes 141 amino acids. NCBI's taxonomy places the organism in Eukaryota, Oomycota, Peronosporomycetes, Peronosporales, Peronosporaceae. Gene Ontology annotation, molecular function: diacylglycerol O-acyltransferase activity. Gene Ontology annotation, cellular component: endoplasmic reticulum membrane. Gene Ontology annotation, biological process: triglyceride biosynthetic process. The record is from RefSeq and is a predicted model, not a curated record. The transcript has 3 exons.
AUGUCGGCAACCCAAGCGCUCAAGAAUGCUGCGUUCGGUCGCUCACCAGCGUGGCCUGACUCGGAUACUCGUCCGGAUCUGCAGACACUACGAGGACGCUUUCUACGACGACUUCAUCUUUCGCUUUUUUAUGGUCUCUGGGUGCACGGAGAUCCAGUGUACACGUUCGGGGAGGAGUACGCUUAUCACACCUUUCCUUAUCUGCUCAAGUUGCGUCUCAAGCUGAACGAGUUCAAGAUUCCUGGAGUAUUUUUCUUCGGUCUUCCGCAUUGUUUCUUUCUGCCUCGCACCGACGUGGACCUUAUCACUGUCGUUGGAGAAGCCUUGGUCCUACCACGUAUCGAACAACCAACCAAGGAAGACGUGCAGAAAUAUCAUGGUCAGUACGUCGAGGCUCUGCAAAAGUUGACAAGUCUGUUUUCCUAG